Molecule: messenger RNA, 1565 nt
Organism: Chenopodium quinoa (quinoa)
Lineage: Eukaryota; Viridiplantae; Streptophyta; Magnoliopsida; Caryophyllales; Amaranthaceae
Product: ribosomal RNA-processing protein 8-like
Exons: 10
Coding region: 198-1058 (286 amino acids)
Cellular component (GO): nucleolus
Molecular function (GO): methyltransferase activity
Source: RefSeq, a predicted model, not a curated record
GUAACCCAUAUUAUAACUUGGCGGGUCAUGGCUUUAAAGGCCUCCAUUCCUAUUUUCUACCUCUCUGAGUUAUUUAAUUGAAGCGCACUCAACGUUCUCUAUAUUGAAGCAUUCGCCGUUGAAUCUAAUUCUUGUAUCCCCCAUUGAAUCAGCUUCUAAGGUUUUCUGGUGUGGGAAUUGCGAUCAAAGAAAACGUAAUGGCGACAGAGGGAGAUACAAGAAAACGUAAAAGAAGAGGUGGAAAGGGUAGAGCCCGCAACAAAUCUCACAAAAAUAACACAGUUACCUCUUCUUCUACAACCACUACCACUUCUCAUUCUAAACAAAUAAUCCCAAACAAAACCUCUAAUUCGUCUUGCUCUAUUCCUAUUAAAUCAUCUAAUUUUCUUGACAAGAUGAAGGCAAGGUUAUCAGGUGGACAUUUCAGGAUGCUCAACGAAAAGCUCUACACUUGCACUGGAAAUGAAGCUCUAAAGUUUUUCAAGGAGGACCCUUCGUUGUUCAGUAUGUAUCAUGUUGGAUAUCAAGAACAAAUGUCACAUUGGCCUGAGCUGCCAGUUAACGUGAUCAUCAAAUGGCUGAAGGAUCAUGAUCCAUCUUUUAUUGUGGCUGAUUUUGGUUGUGGGGAUGCACGGUUAUCAAAGAAUGUAAAAAACAAAGUAUAUUCUAUUGAUCUUCUUUCCAGUGAUCCUUCUGUUAUUUCUUGUGACAUGUCCAAGACACCCCUUGAAUCAUCAUCCGUAGAUGUGUCUGUAUUCUGCCUUUCGCUGAUGGGAACUGAUUUCCCUAGUUAUCUUCAGGAAGCAUACCGAGUUCUUAAGCCAAGGGGGUGGCUCUUGAUAGCUGAAGUAAAGAGUAGGUUUGAUCCAAACACUGGAGGAGCAGAUCCUAAUAAAUUUUCCAAAGCCAUAUGUGAAAUAGGAUUUAUUACUGUAAAAAAGGAUUCCUCAAAUAAAAUGUUCAUCCUGUUUUUCUUCAGGAAAAAGGAUGAGCAACUGAGAGAUGUGAAUGAUAUUGAAUGGCCUGAGCUGAAGCCUUGUCUCUACAAGCGUCGAUGAGCAUUUGGGAAACUAGCAUCUUCUUUAAUUUAAGAGAAUCAUGCAUCAAACAUCUUCAUAACCCAAGGAGUACUUAGAUCAGAGAACACAAUUGCAUUGGUAAAUGGUGAUUAUGGUGGGAUUGCUGAUGAAAUUCGGAAAACAAGUUUUUUUUUGGAGUUUCAGAUAGAGAAUGAAAGUACGGAACUCAUUCAUUUAGACCUGCUGUCAACUAGAAGUGGUGGCUGUAAUUUGCUGCUAGCCUGAAAGUCCUAAUUAUCACGAGCAGUCCUUCAAAUAUGCCAUAGUUAUACCGUUCAUUGUGCAAUUGUUCUUGCCUUCUAACAUUAUGGGUCGAGAACUGUUGGUUGUACACCAGAUCAUUGAACAAGACCAUCAAUGUAUAUUCAAAUGUUAUUUUCUGUAUUUUUGGUUGAUUACCACUGGCACAUAUUUUUGGAAAAAUAUUUUUGCUGACUUUGGCUGUGAUCGAUCAACUAGUUUAAUUAGGGAAUUAAGUUCAGUUGA